Vidua chalybeata is the source of this 2388-nucleotide messenger RNA. RefSeq names its product carbonyl reductase 4 (gene CBR4). Lineage: Eukaryota; Metazoa; Chordata; Aves; Passeriformes; Viduidae. The record is from RefSeq and is a predicted model, not a curated record. Gene Ontology annotation, molecular function: quinone binding; oxidoreductase activity, acting on the CH-OH group of donors, NAD or NADP as acceptor. The coding region runs from base 716 to 1429 and encodes 237 amino acids. The transcript has 6 exons. Gene Ontology annotation, biological process: fatty acid biosynthetic process.
UGUGACUUUUAGUUAAGAGUCCAGAGAAACCCCUCCAGCACAUCAUCAGACAUAGAGCAUAACUGUAAACAGCAUUACUGUUAUAACAGAAUGGGUUUUAUAAUAUUAGUUUAAUUGCAUAUCAUGAAGUUUGCUUUGGUUCCUGAAUAUGAGCUCUCACAGAUGCUUCUGUAUUUUGGGCUUAUCUGCACUAGUGUGUUUGAAAUUUAACUCUGGUACAGUGAUGCCUCACACGAGAUCCUUGGAUUCUGGGGCAAGGAUACAUGAAAAUGAGAGAAACAAAAUCCUGAUUCAUCUAAUUGUUUCUAUCUAUAUAUAAAGCCCAUUUUUCUUCAGGAAGGGGGUAACAAGGGUAGGACUGAGCGCUUCAGCUCCACGCCGGACGCUGUAAAAGGGAUUUGCAAAAGCGUAAGGUGAAAGCAGAGGGGCGGAGGACGCGGGCGGUGAGCGCAGGGCCCGAGCCCCUCAGCGGCCGGGCCGGGCCCGCGGCCCCGGCUCCUUCUGCCCUGGCGGUGACGUCACGCCGCUCGCCGUGACGCCUGCGCUCAGCGCGGAGCGGAACCGGCCUGCCCGGGGAGGGAACCGCGCUCCGUGACGGAAGCGAGCCGGCGGCCCGGAGGUAAAGGCUGUGAUGUUGACCAGAACAGCAGUUAAUGUCUUGCUCUACUGGACAUGAAGUUGAUGGUUUAUUUGCAAUUUAUGAAUUAUUUUGAAGAUGGGCAAGGUCUGUGCUGUUUUUGGAGGAUCCCGUGGGAUAGGCAAAGCUGUGGCAGAGCUCCUGGCACAGAAAGGCUGCCGCCUGGCCAUCAUUGCUAGGAAUCUGGACGUGGCCCAGAGCACUGCCCGUAACCUUGGUGCAGGACAUCUGGCACUUAGCUGUGAUGUAUCCAGUGAACAAGAAGUCCAAAAGACUUUUGAGGAGAUGCAGAGGAAUUUGGGUCCUAUUAACUACUUGGUUAAUGCAGCUGGGAUCAACAGGGAUGGUUUGCUACUGAGAACCAAGACUGAAGAUAUGAUAGCCCAGAUUCACACUAACCUUUUGGGAACAAUGUUGACAUGCAAGGCUGCUGUAAAGGUCAUGAUUCAACAGCAGGGAGGUGCUAUUGUCAAUAUAGGGAGUGUUGUAGGACUUAAAGGCAACUCUGGUCAAAGUGUGUAUAGUGCUACCAAAGCAGGAUUAGUUGGAUUUUCACGCUCUCUUGCUAAAGAAGUAGCAAAAAAGCAAAUCCGAGUCAACGUUGUUGCUCCAGGCUUUAUUCACACAGAGAUGACAGCUCAUUUGGAAGAAGAUCAGUUGAAGAAAGCAAUUCUCCUUGGAAGAUUUGGAGAGCCUCAUGAAGUUGCACAAGCUGUUGUCUUUCUUCUAGAAUCCCCAUAUGUUACAGGGAGUGUUCUGGUUGUAGAUGGAGGCUUACAGCUUAUGACCUAAGUACUACCUUGAAUAAAUGACUGCUUUAAUUUCAUGAUGGUAAUAUAUAAAUAUAUAGUAAAUAAAGGGAGAGGGUUGGAAAUCGUUUGAUGAUUGAUGUACAUAAUUGACUUGGUCUUAUUUAGUCAGAGGAGAAAUUCACCAGCAGCGAAGUGCAACGUGUGUGUUUAGCUGCCUGAAAGAGUCUGUGUGGUAUUACAAAGUCUGUGUAUGAAACAGUUUGAAAAAGAUCUGGUUUUGAUAUAGUGAUAGCUUUAAUAAUGUGCUGAUAUGUUUUUAAAGCACUGUAUUUUUCUAAAGUCCUGUUUGCUAAUUUGGGACAGAAUGAGAUUUUAUUUGAAUUAUCACAUUGCACAAAGGUUAAUAAAGUGCAGAGACAUAUUUAUUGGGUGGCAGGUAUGAUUUCAUCAAGUUUUUCAAGUAGAGCAAAGAUUGUGAACUGCAUAGUUUUGCAUUCUUAUCAGUUAGUCCCUACAAAGUAGCAAAAAGUUUCCUUUGAGCUUUGUUUGUUUGUACCUAACACUACAAAGCUAGGAACUUCUAGAUCUUCAGGCAUACCUGAGUUGCCUUUAGAAGCUUUAAUUAUAUGCAAUGUGUUUUUAUAAAGACAAAGCCUACUCAGUUCCAUUCCUGUAUGUAUGUACAGCACUCACUCAAUCCAGUGGCUCUUGCACGUGUCUAUUGAAGGAUUGCUACAGCACUGGAGCUGCUAAUCCUCUCAUACUCUCAGCUUGAGCUGCACAUUCACUGCUGAACACUAUGGCUUCAGACCUUGCUCUGUAGGACACUUUGCAAGGACUCAGAAGAUGUUUAGAACAUGUGUCACUUCCAGAACAAAAAGUCAAGGUGUUCUGUGUUUUGCUCUGUAUCUUCAUGAACACUCAGUUCAGCUGUUAAGUUGAUGCUCUCUCAUAUAUAUGAAUAGUCAAUAAAAUAGCCAUUUAUUUUAUUCAAAGCAA